Triticum turgidum subsp. durum (durum wheat) is the source of this 531-nucleotide messenger RNA. The record is from the annotation of a GenBank genome assembly. NCBI's taxonomy places the organism in Eukaryota, Viridiplantae, Streptophyta, Magnoliopsida, Poales, Poaceae.
AUGGAGAAGGUGACACAGGAGUCUGAGCAGCAGGCAUGGCAGGGUGCGGUGGAGGCCCUCCUCCCGUCCACGCCCGCCGCCGCAGCGUGGCCCCACCUUGCCAGCUUCUGCGCGCUGCACCGGUAUCUCUCCGGCGUCGACGUCUGCGAGCGCGUGGCCGGGGAGGACGGCCACCCUGGCUGCGUGCGCUACGUCGCCUCCCGCGCGGCGCCUGCGCCGGGAGAGGAGGACCAGGACCAGCACGAGGCGGCGCCUGCCGCGAUCGCGACAUGGGCCCGCGAAGAGCUGCUCGAGCUGGAUGAUGCCGCGCGCCGGCUGAGCUACGCCGUAGUUGGCAGCAACAUGGGGUUCGGCCGCUACGUCGCCACCAUGAUGGUUGUCGAGGAGGAGACGGAGGCGGCGGGUUGCAAGCUCGUGUGGGAGUUCGAGUGCGAGCCUGUGCAGGGCUGGAGCAGGGACGGGCUCGUCGGCUACCUCGAGACCACCGUCAAGGGCAUGGCUGCGCGGAUCGUGGAGGCCGCCGCCGAUUAA